CUCAGUGCCGGGGCCUGGGUGAGCGCGGGUGCGAGAGCACAGAACCCACGGGCACCAUGCGCACCUCAAGGCUCUACACGUUGGUCCUGGUGCUGCAGCCUCAGCGAGCCCUCCUGGGCAUGAAGAAACGAGGCUUCGGGGCCGGCCGGUGCGACGGCUUUGGGGGCAAAGUUCAAGAAGGAGAGACCAUCGAGGACGGGGCCAAGCGGGAGCUGCAGGAGGAGAGCGGGCUGACCGUGGACAGGCUGCACAAGGUGGGCCAGACCACGUUUGAGUUCACGGGAGACCCCGAGCUGAUGGACGUGCACGUCUUCUGCACGGACAGCGUCCAGGGCACGCCUGUGGAGAGCGACGAGAUGCGCCCGCAGUGGUUCCGGCUGGACCAGAUCCCCUUCAGGGACAUGUGGCCGGACGACUGCUACUGGUUCCCGCUGCUGCUUCAGAGGAAGUAGUUCCGCGGCUACUUCAGGUUCCAGGGGCAGAACACCAUCCUGGACUACACACUCCGUGAGGUGGACGCCGUCUAGGGCGGCGCCGGCUCGCCCCCUCAGACCCCGAGACCCCUGCCUGGCCAUGCCCUGGCCUCCAGUCUGUCUGGAGCAGGGCUGGAUGGAAACGCAAAUAAAACUUUUUUGACA
Cervus elaphus (red deer) is the source of this 638-nucleotide messenger RNA. Its product is annotated as 7,8-dihydro-8-oxoguanine triphosphatase-like. Gene Ontology annotation, molecular function: 8-oxo-7,8-dihydroguanosine triphosphate pyrophosphatase activity. Gene Ontology annotation, biological process: DNA protection. The transcript has a single exon. NCBI's taxonomy places the organism in Eukaryota, Metazoa, Chordata, Mammalia, Artiodactyla, Cervidae. The record is from RefSeq and is a predicted model, not a curated record. Bases 57 to 452 code for a protein of 131 amino acids.